Molecule: messenger RNA, 1138 nt
Organism: Egretta garzetta (little egret)
Lineage: Eukaryota; Metazoa; Chordata; Aves; Pelecaniformes; Ardeidae
Gene: TXNL1
Product: thioredoxin like 1
Exons: 10
Coding region: 194-1000 (268 amino acids)
Source: RefSeq, a predicted model, not a curated record
CUAAGCUGCUGCCUUGCCGAUGUGGCCCUUGUUUAAGGAUAGCCCCAGCUUUCAAUGCUCUGAGUAACAAAUAUCCCCAGGCAACUUUUUUGGAAGUAGACGUGCAUCAGUGCCAGCAAAUCUACCGACAAUGUGAAGUCCAUUCAAAGAAUGCCUGAGUGUGUAAAGGAUUAGGAGGAUCUGAAGAAUUUAAAUGAACUUCGAACUGUUGUCUGAGGGAACAGCUGCUACCAAUAAUAUAUCAGCAACACCGACAUUUCUGUUUUUCCGAAACAAAGUGCGAAUCGACCAGUAUCAAGGAGCAGAUGCUGUAGGUUUAGAAGAAAAAAUUAAACAGCACCUGGAGAAUGAUCCUGGAAACAGUGAAGAUACAGAUAUCCCAAAAGGAUAUAUGGAUUUAAUGCCAUUUAUCAAUAAAGCCGGCUGUGAAUGUCUUAAUGAGAGCGACGAGCACGGAUUUGAUAAUUGUUUACGUAAAGACUCUACCUACUUGGAAUCAGACUGUGACGAGCAGCUGCUUAUUACUGUAGCUUUUAGUCAACCUGUCAAGCUUUAUUCUAUGAAACUUCAGGGGCCAGAUAAUGGGCAAGGUCCAAAGUACAUAAAAAUCUUCAUCAACCUUCCUCGAUCUAUGGAUUUUGAAGAAGCAGAAAGAAGUGAACCAACUCAAGCCCUGGAGCUGACACCAGAUGAUAUUAAAGAAGAUAGUAUUGUCCAGCUUCGCUAUGUAAAAUUUCAGAAUGUUAACAGUGUAACUUUGUUUGUCCAAUCCAAUCAUGGUGAUGAAGAGACAACAAGAAUUACAUACUUCACGUUUAUUGGAACUCCAGUCCAAGCAACAAAUAUGAAUGACUUCAAGCGAGUGGAGUUUGCAGAAUUGGAGAUUGGAAGGAGACUUGGUAGUUGGCAAAAAAGGAGAGAGCCACUAGGACGCAGAAGACACUGGAAGGCCUUAUUGCAAUCAAAGAGAUCUUCACUUUUAUCUACACCUCCUGGAUAAUUGCUUGACCAUAACCAGAGACUGUCAAUCUGUUUCAUUUAAUGCCAUUACCAAUAAAUCAUUGCUUUUGUUGAGAUGGAGUUUCCCUAGUGUGUUUCUGUUGUAAUCCUCGUACAUGUAUUUGUAAAUAAAAUUCAU